UAAAAUCAAAAUAUGAUUGUAGAUAACUUGAAAUAAUUUUAGUGUUGAAGGCAACAGCGUUAAGAUAUCAUUAUUGAUUUUUUUACAUAUAUUGACCACUAUUUUUAUUUCAUAAUGGUGUUAAUGAACUCUGGACGAUAUAAAGCAGACCCUUUGCGAUCGUCCGAAUCGUCUUCCAGACAAGAAGACACUAGUGAAAGGCGAUUGCAACAAUCCUUAUUUAACGAUGAAAUCGAUGCCAAAUUUGGUUUUGUUCGAUACAAGGAACCUGUUGAAAGAAAAGCAUGGCUUUUCAAUAUGCAUACUACAGAAAUUUUGGAUGAAGACAGACGUCUAAUUAGUGCUGUUGAUUAUUAUUUCCUGGAAGAUGAUGGUGGGAGAUUUAAAGCAACCUUACCGUUCAAGCCUUAUUUUUAUGUGUGUACAGUAGAUGGAACAGAACAUGAAGUUGCAACUCACUUGACUAGAAAGUAUACUGGCCUUAUCAGUAAAGUUGAAAUCGUUCAGAAAGAAAACUUAGACCUUCCAAAUCAUUUAUCUGGACUUAAAGGUAAAUUUGUAAAGCUUCUUUUUACUACAGUGACUGAUUUAAUUAAAGUGAGAAAGGAAAUCAUGCCAUAUGUGAAGAAAAAUAAGGACAAAUCAAAUAAUUCCAUUUCUUUCAAUGAAGUUUUGGGUAAAAGCGCAGAAAAUUCCGUUUCCAAAAAACAUUUUGAACAGUUUGACAAUAUUAUAGACAUUAGAGAAUAUGAUGUGCCUUAUCAUGUCAGAGUUUCAAUUGACUUAAAAAUUUUUGUUGGUCAUUGGUAUUUUGUUAAAGGAAGAGGAAAUAUGCCACCUGAAAUCAAGUUAUGUGAUGAACUUUUACAACCAGCUGAUGUAACUGUUCUUGCAUAUGAUAUUGAAACCACAAAGCUCCCUUUGAAAUUCCCUGAUGUCAGUACUGAUCAAAUUAUGAUGAUAUCAUAUAUGAUCGAUGGCCAGGGUUUUUUGAUUACAAAUCGAGAAAUUGUAUCUACAGAUGUAGAUGAUUUUGAAUAUACGCCCAAGCCUGAAUUUGAAGGCAACUUUACUGUAUUUAAUGAGGAAAAUGAAGAAAAACUCAUCCAAAGAUUUUUUGAUCAUAUUUUAGAAGUGAAACCGUUAGUCUUUGUUACUUAUAACGGGGAUAAUUUUGAUUUUAAGUUUGUAGAAGCUAGAGCAGCAGUUUAUGAUUUGAAUAUGCUAAAAGAAAUAGGUUUCUCUUGUAAUAGAGAUGGAUUUUAUUUAUCAAGGCCAUGUGCACAUCUCGAUUGUUUACACUGGGUAAAACGUGAUAGUUAUUUGCCUGUUGGGAGUCAUAAUUUAAAAGCUGUAGCAAAAGCAAAAUUAAGAUAUGAUCCUGUAGAACUUGACCCUGAAGAUAUGUGCCGCAUGGCUUCGGAACAGCCUCAAGUAUUAGCUAGUUAUUCUGUUUCCGAUGCUGUUGCAACAUACUAUUUAUAUAUGAAAUAUGUGCAUCCAUUUAUUUUUGCCUUGUGUACAAUUAUUCCUAUGGAGCCAGAUGAAGUAUUAAGGAAAGGGUCAGGUACUUUAUGUGAAUCAUUACUUAUGGUUCAAGCAUUUCAUGCAAAUAUUAUCUUUCCCAAUAAGCAAGAAACUGUUUUAAAUAAGUUAACCGAAGAUGGCCAUGUUUUGGACCAAGAAACUUAUGUUGGUGGACAUGUAGAAUCUCUAGAAGCUGGAGUUUUCCGUGCAAAUUUACCAUGUAGAUUCCGACUUGUUCCAGAGGCCUUUCAGAAACUCAUGGGUGAUGUGGAAAGAACAUUACGUCAUGCCAUUGAAGUUGAAGAAGGUAUUCCUAUAUCAGAAGUUCUCAAUUUAAAGGAAGUUAUUGAUGAAAUUGUUGAGAAGUUGAGGAAGCUUCGCGAUUGCCCAUCCAGAUUAGAAAAUCCUAUUAUUUACCAUUUGGAUGUUGGUGCCAUGUAUCCAAAUAUUAUUUUAACAAACAGAUUGCAACCUUCUGCAAUGGUUGAUGAAGCUACUUGUGCUGCUUGUGACUUUAAUAAACCUGGAGCCCGGUGCCGAAGAGUGAUGCCUUGGACUUGGAGAGGGGAGAUCAUGCCUGCAUCAAGGGGUGAAUUUCAACGCAUCCAGCAGCAACUUGAAACAGAAAUGUUUCCAUCUUCAACUCCAGGUGGUAAGCCAGUUCCAUUUCAUGAACUUAGUAAAGAAGAUCAGUGUGCAAUUGAGAAAAAGAGGUUGACUGAAUAUUGCAGGAAAGCUUACAAAAAGACUCAUGUAACCAAGAUAGAAGUUCGCAACUCCACUGUAUGCCAGCGUGAAAAUUCAUUUUAUGUAGAUACUGUACGUGCCUUUCGUGAUCGUCGCUAUGAAUUCAAAGGUUUGUUGAAGGUAGCUAAAAAGAAAGUGGCAGAAGCAGUUGCUAAAGGAGAUGCUUCUGCAAUUAAAUCAUCCAAAACUCUAGAAGUUCUGUAUGAUUCCUUGCAGCUUGCCCAUAAAUGUAUUUUGAACUCAUUUUAUGGGUAUGUAAUGAGAAAAGGAGCUCGUUGGUAUAGUAUGGAAAUGGCAGGUAUUGUGUGCCAUACAGGUGCUGGCAUUAUUACAAAAGCUAGGGAACUUGUUGAACAGAUUGGAAGACCUUUAGAACUCGAUACUGAUGGUAUUUGGUGUAUUUUGCCAUCUUCUUUUCCUGAGAAUUUCACCAUUAAAACUUCCAACUCUAAAAAACCAAAGUUGCAUAUUUCUUAUCCUGGUGCUAUGUUAAAUGUUAUUGUCCAAGAUCACAAUACAAAUGAUCAAUAUCAUGAGUUAGUUGAUGUUGAAAACCAUGUAUAUGAAAUUCGAAGUGAAAAUUCUAUCUUUUUUGAAGUGGAUGGCCCAUAUUUAGCUAUGGUUCUACCAGCAUCUAAAGAAGAGGGUAAAAAAUUAAAGAAACGAUAUGCUGUUUUUAACUUUGAUGGAUCACUUGCUGAGCUGAAAGGUUUUGAAGUGAAGAGAAGAGGAGAGUUACAGUUAAUUAAAAUAUUCCAGUCUUCUGUUUUUGAAGCAUUUUUGAAAGGAAACACCCUUACAGAAUGCUAUGCAGCUGUUGCAAAAGUUGCUGAUUAUUGGUUAGAUGUUCUUUACACAAAAGCUGUCAAUAUGCCUGAUAAGGAAUUAUUUGAUUUAAUUUCUGAAAACCGAAGUAUGUCUCGAAAGCUUGAAGAUUAUGAAGGGCAGAAGUCAACUUCUAUCAGUACUGCCAAAAGAUUAGCUGAGUUUCUUGGAGAUCAAAUGGUUAAAGAUGCGGGAUUGAGUUGUCGCUUUAUUAUCUCUAAGAAACCUGAAGGUUCACCAGUAACUGAAAGAGCUAUUCCACUUGCUAUUUUUCAAGCUGAACCGAGUGUUAAAAAGCACUAUUUAAGAAAGUGGUUAAAAUCACCAGGAUUGAUUGAUUUUGAUAUUCGUUCAAUAUUGGACUGGGAAUAUUAUAUAGAGCGAUUUAGCAAUACAAUCCAGAAAAUAAUUACUAUACCAGCAGCUUUGCAACAGGUUCCAAAUCCUGUGCCUCGGGUUGCUCAUCCAGAUUGGUUACACAAACGUCUGUUAGAAAAAAAUGAUAGUUUAAAGCAAAAGAAAAUAACAGAGAUUUUUUUCCAUAAAGAAAAAAAUACAGAAGAACCUGAAAAUAUUAUUGACAUUGAGGAUCAGUUAUCACCAUCAAGUAGUUCUGUAGGUGUGCCUAUAUGCACCAAGCGAAAAGCAACAUCAAGUGUAAAAAAUAAUCGCUUGAACAAAAAGAAGAGAACUAAUUUGAGUGAAGCAGAACUUUCCAUGACUUGGCAGGAAUAUCUAGGUCCACCCCCAAGCCUUGGAAAAACUCGAGAAGAAAUUAUAAAUUGGCUGAAAUAUCAAAAGAAAAAAUGGGCUUUUCAAAUAGAACAGAGAAAGUCUAAAGCAAUAGAAAGUGGUACUAAUUUGCCACCUAUUUCCAAAGUCACGUCUGGUGCUAGUAAAACCUUCACUGGUAUAGGCCAGUUUUUAAGAAAAGCCAAAAGAACAAUUUUGGAUAGCCCUUGGCAGAUUAUACAGAUAGCUGAAACAGGGAAAUUAGGGAUAUAUAAACUGUGGGUGUUGAUAGAAAAUGAUUUGCAUAGUAUUAAAUUAAAUAUCCCUAGAAUAUUUUAUGUAAAUCAACAUAUCCCUAAACAGGGUGAGAGUCCUUUGUGGAAGAAAGUUAAUCGUAUUUUACCUCGAUCUCAUCAAGUGUAUAAUUUAUAUGAGUACAUGAUUGAUGAAGAAAUUUAUCAACAGCAUUCUAAUGAUAUUUUGGCAGAAUUGUCUUUACCACAUGUUGAAGGAGUAUAUGAAACUCAAGUAUCUCUUCUGUUUCGUGCCUUGAUUGAAUUAGGAUGUGUAUGUGCUGUGAGCCGUAAAUUUGUGAGACAAUAUGCAUCAUCAGAUUCUGAUAUUUAUAAUCUAACACAUUUGGAGUUUAGAACUCUAGCUCAGCAUAAUUAUCUUGAGCCUGGAUCUUUGAAGUUACUGUAUUUAUAUCAUCAUACUUGCGGACAAAAGUCAAUGUUUGGUUUCUUUUUCCCUCCUUCAAAGAAGGCAGUGGUUUAUGUGCUAGAUACUGUUAGAACAAAUCAAAUGCCAAACUUAUCUAAUGUUUUCACUAAUGAACGGAAUGCAAAACUAGAGAGUGGUGUUGAUCCUGCACUUUUACCUGAAGGUGAUUACACAUUUGAAAUUCAUCUAGAAAAAGAUAUUAAGUUAGUAUAUCGUGGCUUACAAAAGUAUUUAAUGACGUACAAAGACGAAAAGCGUGGACCAACUGCUGUGGUAAUUCAGUCGCCCAUAUCUUCACAAGAUAUAUGCACUCUAAUGCCUGGAUUUACUGAGUUCCCUUUGAUUUCUAUUUACAUUCAUGAUAGUGAUAUGUUAUAUCAAGUUAUGGAUUGGCAAAGAGUUGGUUCUAAAACUAUGAUGAAGCAUUUCAUGAAUGUUGAAUCUGCCAUAUCUGUACUCUUAGAGCAAUGUAGGUAUUUUCAUAUACCUAUUGGUAACUUGCCGCAAGAUGCCUCACUUUUUGGUAGCGAUGUCUUUUUUGCUCGCCAUUUACAAAAGCAAAAUUUCAUUCUUUGGUGCUCACCUACAGAGAGACCAGAUUUAGGUGGCAAAGAGGCUGAUGAUAACAGAUUGCUUGCAGAAUCUGAAAAUGUCUUAGCUGAGGUGAAUAAGACAGAUGCAUAUCCCAGUGUCUGUGUAGAACUUCUUAUUGAGGGUAUGGCUGUUACUACUGUGUUACAGGCACAAAAUCUUAUAGAGCUUGAAGGAACUAGUGCCAGUAUUGCUUUUGAUUCAGGAUCUGUUUCCUCAUUAGCAGAUAUGAUGAACGGACAAGGAAUUACUUCAAACCUCGGAGUAUAUGAUGAAAGUGCUUUGUGUGCUGGUGCAUUUCGUAUAUUACGAACCAUGGUUGCAAGCUGGGUUCGAGAAGUUAUUCAAUACAAAAAUGUUUUUGCUGAUAACCAAAUAGUUAAUUUUUAUAGAUGGUUGCGAAGUCCUCAGUCUUUGCUUUAUGAACCUGCCAUCAAACAAAUUCUUAAUAAUUUAAUGAAAAAGAUGUUUACUCAAGUAAUUUAUGAGUAUCAAAAAUUAGGAUCUAUUGUCGUGUAUGCCUCUUACAAUCGUAUAAUCUUAUGUACAAAACGGAAAUCUAUUGAGGAUGCAUUAGCUUAUACUCAAUAUGUAAAUGAAUGCAUUCAAGGAAAGGAAAUUUUUCAUGGUCUUCAGUUUGAAUUGACUGAUUGCUGGGAAUAUUUGUUAUGGUUAGAUACAGCUAACUUUGCUGGCAUCAAGGUCAAUCAUGAGAAAAAAUCCAACACUUCAGGUCAAGAAGAAAAGGACUCUGAAGAAUUGAAUGAUGAUGCUGAAGAUGAAAACGAAAAACGAUCUCUUACCCUGUGCUUCCAUAUUGCCAAAUUUCUACCAAAAGUGGCAGCAAUUGAUGAUAAUUUCUACAAUGUUGUAGCUGACUAUAUUCAGGAAGCGUACAGCUAUUACAAAGAAAAUUCAGAUUCAAUUGUGAAUCCUCCUAAUCCAAGUCAAAUGCCUGUUCCUGAUGAAAAUUCAGAUGAAACUCCAACAGCAUUAUCAAAAUAUAUCAGAAGUAAUCUUGCACAUAAGCUUUAUAUAUUAGUAGAAAAAAUAAAGAAAAAGUUACCUUCUGAAAUAGGACCUAAUGGAGAAAAUGUCUUCCCGGUUUUACCAGGUUCUUAUCUUAAAAUGUCAAGUCCAGCUUUGGAAUUUACUAAAGCUGUUUGCAAGGUAUUAUCAUUGGAUAGCUCUCUAGGUGAUGUUGUUUUGAAAGUUCGCCGUGAUCUUCUUAGAAUAGUUGGUGUGAAGGAAUUUAGUGAUGAAGCAGAAUGGAGAGAUCCUUGCUUGUCUUUUCUUCUAACAGAAGUUAUAUGUAAAAGCUGCAGUACUUGUAGUAAUAUUGAUUUAUGUCGUGAACAAUAUGUGAUCAAUGAAACAACUGGAAUUCCUGUGUGGUUGUGUAGUGUUUGCAAAGUACCUUAUGAUACAAAGGAAAUUGAAUCUAUGAUGAUUGAAUGUAUUCAUCGAAAGUCAAUGGCACAUGUUCUUCAAGAUUUGCAGUGUGUUAAAUGCAAAAUGAUUAAGGACAGAAAUAUGAUUCGAUAUUGCUCUUGUGCUGGACAAUUCACCACUCUUUUGCCUAUAGAUGAUUUGACUAUGACUUUGAGAACAUUUCAGAAUAUUGCAGAUCAUUUUCAAAUGAAAAAGUUAAAAGACAUUGUUUUGUGGGUAUUAAAAAUGAAUCCACAGAUAAAGUUGUGAAAUGUAAUAUUAUUUUAUAAUGAAUUUAUACAAAACCAGUUUCAAUAGCUGAAAGCAACUUAAAAUUGUGUUCUUUUUUUUAAUGAAUAAAAAGAAUAUUCAUUUUUUAAAUGUAUCUUUCAAAUGGUUU
Messenger RNA from Argiope bruennichi, 6976 nucleotides. RefSeq names its product DNA polymerase epsilon catalytic subunit A-like (gene DNApol-epsilon255). Gene Ontology annotation, molecular function: DNA-directed DNA polymerase activity; single-stranded DNA 3'-5' DNA exonuclease activity; DNA binding. Bases 115 to 6846 code for a protein of 2243 amino acids. Gene Ontology annotation, cellular component: nucleus; epsilon DNA polymerase complex. The record is from RefSeq and is a predicted model, not a curated record. NCBI's taxonomy places the organism in Eukaryota, Metazoa, Arthropoda, Arachnida, Araneae, Araneidae. Gene Ontology annotation, biological process: DNA replication proofreading; mitotic cell cycle; leading strand elongation. The transcript has a single exon.